AUGGAGGAAACAUCGCUUCCCAUACAGCCAUUGACACCUGUAAGAAUUCCGAAGGCGUCAGACCGCGCAGAGUCCCUCUCCUCAAUGACGCCGAGUGGAUCCUUGCCGACCCAACCGACACAAAUAAAUGGCAAACCCAAGCGGAGGGGCUCAUUGACUAAUAAUAAUGAGUACCAAGCGCCUUUGCAAAAGAAAGCAAAGUUGGAAGAGGAAACCGCCUCAUCCGCUCCUGUUCCUGCCGCGGGACCUUUACCGAGUGUUCUCAGUCUGAGUGCACAAACUCCAGGUCCUCGGUUGCUGCCAAGCCCCAUUCCACGCUAUAGACAGCGACAGCGGGUUGGUUCAUUCAUACAACAGCCCCCCCCACAGCGAUAUCCCCCAAUACUUCUUGCACCAUUUCCAUUCACUCACCACCCUCAUGAACAUAACGAAGAAGUCUACAAUGAGCUUGCUCAUUGGUACCAGCAGUUCCGACCGCAGAUGUGGUCACUAGUAGCUUCGGUGAUGGGAAUACGCUGGGAGCAAGCGGAAGAGAUUGGAUGGCACAUGGGCUGGAACGAGAUUAUGCGGCGCUCCAGCAGACCAUCAACAGCUCAUUAA
Messenger RNA from Aspergillus pseudotamarii, 600 nucleotides. RefSeq lists its product as uncharacterized. Bases 1 to 600 code for a protein of 199 amino acids. The record is from RefSeq and is a predicted model, not a curated record. The transcript has 2 exons. Lineage: Eukaryota; Fungi; Ascomycota; Eurotiomycetes; Eurotiales; Aspergillaceae.